Messenger RNA from Fonsecaea erecta, 906 nucleotides. RefSeq lists its product as hypothetical. The transcript has a single exon. The coding region runs from base 1 to 906 and encodes 301 amino acids. Gene Ontology annotation, molecular function: manganese ion binding. Gene Ontology annotation, cellular component: cell wall. The record is from RefSeq and is a predicted model, not a curated record. Lineage: Eukaryota; Fungi; Ascomycota; Eurotiomycetes; Chaetothyriales; Herpotrichiellaceae.
AUGCAUUCUACGUCGCUUCUCGUUGCUGCUUUCGCUGCUGCCGCCGCCGCCACUCCUCUGGGAACUGGCUCCGGCUGGCAAGCAAGCUCGUCCAGCACCGCACCCCCCUACCCAUCCAGCACCGGCGGCUACUCGAUGACCACCAGCUACUACAGCAAGCCGACCAGCUACUCUAGCUACAGCAGCGGCGGCUGGGGAUCCUCGUCCUACUCCUCCUCCGGCUCUGUCUUGGGCAACCCCACGGCCAGCCCCAACCCGGUUCCCACCGAGGGUACCAUCGCCAAGCUCCUGACCGAGGACAGCCGUGUGGCCCGCUUCAAGGAGAUCCAGUCCGAGAUCCAGUCCGGCAACAUCGCGCUCAAGUUCGACUUCAACCCGGCGGCCAACCCGGGCGUUGCGCCCGGCAAGGGCGGGCAGGUCGACCUGGCCAACCGCGCCAACUUCCCCGUGUUGACCGACCUGGGCAUCUCGGCGGCGGGCAUCUUCUUCCAGCCGUGCGGGCUCAACACGCCGCACAUCCACCCCGACGCGAGCGAGUUCUUCACCGUGGCCACGGCCAACAACUUCACCACGGGCUUCGUGCUCGAGAACGGCCUGGCGACCGAGUUCACCACGUCGCUGACCCAGUUCCAGGGCACCGUCUUCCCCAUGGGCUCCAUCCACUGGCAACAGAACAAUGACUGCACGCCCGCGGUCGCCAUCGCCGGUCUCAACUCCGAGGACCCCGGUGCGAGCUCCAUCGCCCAGAACUUCCUGAUCAACACCGACUCGGCCAUCGUCGACGCCACUCUCGGCUUCCCCAAGCAGAUCGACGCCAACAACUUCGCCCAGUUCAAGGCCAACAUCCCCCCUCCCUUGGCCCUCGGUGUCGAGGAGUGCCUGAUCCGCUGCAAGAUCAACUACUAA